GUGGAUGUUAAGGAUGUAGUAGGAAAUGAGACUGUUUGGUUGCUGACUCAGAUUCAGAAAAAAUAAUGAGAGGGAACAGAAAAACAUAAAGACUCUCAUUUGCUGGAAUUACAGAGUUCCUUUCCAGCUGCAAAAGUUCAAGUAAUCUGAGAUUUGUGUUCUGUUCAGAUCAAAUCACAAGUAGAUCUCAUCUGGGUUUUAUCCGAAGAGUGAAGUUGGAUGAAUCUUGAAGCCAUCCAAGUGUUGCAAAAUCUUUGAAUUUUCAAGAAAUUAAGAUUAGCAGAAAAGAAUCAGAUAUGAGCAGUCUUCUGUACAAAUACAAUCCUAAUUUUAAGGCCUCGGAGGGAGAGCUGAGGAAGAACCACGCGGCGGAGUUCAUGGAUUCGGAUAUUUUCCACCAGCAGCAUCCUCAGCAGCAGCAGAGCUCCGGCUUAACGCGGUAUCAGUCAGCUCCAAGCUCAUUUCUGAUGCAGCAGAUGGACAACAAUGGCGGCGGAACCGAGGAUUUGCGGUAUCUUCAACCUUCGAGCCCUGAAGUCGAAACGGUGCUGCCCAGGUUCAUUUCUUCAUGUAACGAACCAGGUCAACGUGACAAUGGUGUGCAGCAGCAUCAGUUUGAAAUCCAAGAGACGCCGGUAAAUGUGAAGGGAGAGGCAGGGGACUCUGUUUCUGAGCACAUUAAUGGUUACUCGAAUUCUACUCAUAUGAUGUACCAAGCUCCUCGAGGUCAGCAAGCUCAUGGUUUAGACAGCAGCUCCUUUGCUGCAGUCAACUCUACGGGAAUGGAGAAUUCAAUGAUGCAGUCGAAAAUUGGGGUCGGAAAUCGGUCUAAUAUUGUUAGACAAAGUAGCUCUCCGGCUGGAUUCUUCCCGGACUUGACCGUUGACGAUGGCUUUAACGUGAUGAAGGACUCGGCAGGAUAUCGCGCAGGCAAUGGUACAAAUGGAGAAGCCAGUCCAUCAACUUCUAGGUUUGGUACUCAACUGAGUUUCUCAUCAAGGCCAUCUUCAUACUCAGGUCGAAUGCCUCCGAUUGCUGAAAAUGAGAAUGGGAACUUGGGAGAAGGUAGCCAAUCGCAACCGGAUCAUAGUUUAGGAAAUGCUAAUGGUAGCAAUUCACCUUACCAGUCUAGCUUCGCAAAUGAUUCGUGGGACGAUUCUUCAUUUAAUGACCUCAAAAUAGCCAGAGACAAUGGGAACAAGUUUUCUACUUCGACUGCAUUCGAAUCACAGAACAAUGAUUUUGGACACCGCAAUCAUGGCUUGACGCAACACUUGAGGUUUUCCAAACAUUUUGAGACGCCUGCUAUGGAGAAGUAUUUGCAAUUUGAAGAUUCUACUCCUUGUAAAAGUCGUGCCAAAAGAGGCUUCGCCACUCACCCGCGAAGCAUUGCAGAGAGGAAGAGAAGGACGCGGAUUAGUGAAAGAAUGAAGAAAUUGCAGGAGCUUUUCCCAAACAUGGACAAGCAAACAAACACGGCAGAAAUGUUGGACUUGGCGGUCGGGUUCAUAAAGGACCUUCAGAAACAGGUUAAGACACUCAAGGAUACGAAGGCGAAGUGCAGUUGUUCGAGCAAACAAUAACAAAUUCAACGCAAAUCCUUGUGUCCGGUUCGUUCAUGUAAAGAUAGCAGUAGAAGAUCGGAGAGGAAAAGGAAAGCGAUUUCUUUUUUGUUUUCGGGUUUAUUUCACUUGAGGGAGAAUAGUAGGAUGGUAGGAUGUAUUGUGGGUGUCGAAUUGUAACCUGUUUAAUGUUAACCUUGUAGGCAGGCUUCUGUUGUUUCAAUUUCAUCAUGGACCUCAAAGCACUUAGUGAUGAGUGAGAGUCGAGAAGUGAAUUACGAUGACAAUAUGUUAUGUUUCGAUCCCUUCCAAUGUAAACUUUAUGGCCUCUCAAGCUUCAUUUCCAGAAGCAAAAUCAAUGCAGCACCCCGCAUUGUUGAGUUGUU
Pyrus x bretschneideri (Chinese white pear) is the source of this 1948-nucleotide messenger RNA. Its product is annotated as transcription factor bHLH130. The record is from RefSeq and is a predicted model, not a curated record. Gene Ontology annotation, molecular function: DNA-binding transcription factor activity, RNA polymerase II-specific; protein dimerization activity; RNA polymerase II cis-regulatory region sequence-specific DNA binding. Gene Ontology annotation, cellular component: nucleus. Gene Ontology annotation, biological process: regulation of transcription by RNA polymerase II. Lineage: Eukaryota; Viridiplantae; Streptophyta; Magnoliopsida; Rosales; Rosaceae.